ACCUGGACUCCCGAAUUUAGCUGAAGCUGGGGGGCUCUUCACCGUUAGGAACCCAUACUUCGAGAUCCAUUCUAGCUGCAAACUCGAGAUUCGACGACCACGCAUCGCAUACGACACCGGCCGAUUACAUAUGCGCCAUCGAUAAAGACCUUGAAUAAGACGGGGCACGACCAAUUGAGCUUGCCGUCCUACAAUUCCCAAUCGCCGCCAUGCUCGCCUCGACGCGGCGGUGGUUCAAGCGCAAUCGCACACCUUUGGCCAUCGGUGCUGGUGUUGUCGGCGCCGGCUACGUCGCGACCCAAUAUGUCCUGAGGAAGCUCAAUAAUGCGCGCGAGCGCAUGAGCAGCGAUCGCAUAGCCAAGGAGAAUUUGCGACGCCGCUUCGAACAGAACCAGGAGGACUGCACCUUUACCGUCCUCGCCCUCCUACCUACCGCGACGACGAACAUCCUCGAGGCCCUCAAUACCGAAAGGAUCACAUACGAGAUCCAGCAGAUGAAGAGCCCAGCCAACAGGAAGAAGAGCAUCAGCUCUCUCACCCCAAGCAUAUCCGAGGUCGGCACCAUGGACGACGAUGGCCGUAGUAUGAUCAGCGGAUUCAGUGUGCAGAGCGAGGGUGGUGCAUAUCCCAGCUUCCUGGCCCCAGGGCCUCUACCAUCUGUCGCAGAGGGGGAAUCGGCCCCCCAACCAGAGGCGCCCAAGAAGCCGCGCAAGACUAAGAGACAGCUCUGGGAUGACCUCAAGAUCAGCUCAAUUACCCGUUCUUUCACCCUGAUUUAUACUCUCGGUCUACUUACCAUGCUCACACGGAUCCAGCUCAACCUCCUCGGCCGUCGCAGCUACCUCUCAUCUGUCGUCUCCCUCGCCACCGGCUCCGCGCGCGAGGGCGCCAUCGCGCUCGAGAACAACGACGACGACGGCGAUCUCGACGGGGAAGGCCAGGCCUACGGCUCCGAUUUCGAAGUCAACCGCAAGUACCUCACCUUCUCGUGGUGGCUUCUCAACCGGGGCUGGGUGGACGUCAUGCAGCGGGUUGAGUCCGCCGUCCGACAAGUCUUCGGCCCGCUCUCGCCUCGUGACACCAUCACCUUCGACGCCUUCUCCAAGCUCACCCGCGAGGUGCGCACCAUCAUCGAAGGCUCUUCGGCUGGUCAGGGAGGCGCAGCAAGCACGCAAUGGCUCCCCUUCCUCCUCCCGCCUCAAAACAUGGAGGACUUCGUCCUUCGCGAAUCCGGCAUCCUAGUAGACGACUCCCAGCUCUCCUCGCCGCCCAGCGCCACCCCCGAGGGCGAGUCCACCACCUCCCUCCGCCGCCUCCUCGACGAAACCGCCGACCUAAUCGAGUCCCCCGCCUUCUCCUCCGUGCUCACCCAGCUUCUCGACGAGGGUUUCACCGUCCUUCUCGACAACAAACUCACCGUCGGCGCCUUCGAAACACCCUCCCUGCCCGCCGCCGUCCCGCCCGCCGUGACACUCACUCCCGAAGCCGCCGCCGCCGGCGAAGACGUAGUCACGUCCACGACCCUCGUCGCCACUUCCUCCGACCUCAACAACGUCAACAACGCGGGGCGCCAAAGUAUCGACAUUGAACGCCCCGCCGUUACCCGCGCCGUCCUCCUCCCCAAGAUUCUUUCGAUUCUCACCCGCCAGGCCCACGCCAUCGGCAACGGAAUGCCGAAUGAGUACCUCCAAGCCAUGGAAGGCGUUCGCGACCUGGAAGGUUUCGCGGCCGUGGUGUAUAGCAGUAAUUGGCAGGCGGAGAUUGCGAGCGAGGAGUAUGCUGGUGUUCCGGCGGCUCCUGUGUCUGCGCCACCACCAUCAGCUCCCGCUCCCAGGGGAAGUAGUAGGAGAGAAAGGACAGCAACAGUGGAAGAAGAGUCGGCGGUGCUGGUCGAGUCUCAGUCAUUAGGUGUGUCUGGGACAACGGCGGCGGCUGUGGAAGAGAGUUUGGUGGUUGUGGAUCCUAAUCCGGAUCCGACGGCUGGGUUUGAUAGUGCGUGGGAGAGGGCGAUGAGCGCGUCGCAGGCGGGGUCGAGGGGGCCGUCUUUUGAGGAUAGGAGAUGAGGUUGUGUAAGUAAUAGUUUAUGUGUGGAGGGUUAUAUGCAUUGGACGGGGAGAAUUGAUUGGAUGGGUGGGUGGGUUUUUUGUAUAAUGAACUGAUGGACGGAUGGACGAGGGCGUGUAGUGCGAGAGAAACG
Neurospora tetraspora is the source of this 2197-nucleotide messenger RNA. Its product is annotated as Peroxin-3. Gene Ontology annotation, molecular function: protein-macromolecule adaptor activity. Gene Ontology annotation, cellular component: peroxisomal membrane. The transcript is spliced from 3 exons. NCBI's taxonomy places the organism in Eukaryota, Fungi, Ascomycota, Sordariomycetes, Sordariales, Sordariaceae. The coding region runs from base 210 to 2063 and encodes 617 amino acids. Gene Ontology annotation, biological process: protein import into peroxisome membrane. The record is from RefSeq and is a predicted model, not a curated record.